AUGCCGGAGACGCAGGAUUACUACGUGAACACGCAGUUCACGAUGGGCCGUACGGGGAUGCCCACGCCCGUGGCGACGCCAGACGCCGGCAGAGAUGCGGGUGCGGUUGGGGCCAGUGCUGGGGCGGGUGUCCCGCCCCCGCUGAGCCCUGUGGCGCCAGCGACGUCGCGAAUGAUGAUGGGCAAGAAGGCCCCUGGGCAAGAUGCCCUCCAGAAACCGUUUGCCGGUGGUGCCACGUCGCCUGCAACAGGAUCUCCGAUGAAGAGUCCCUCACAAGGGUCGCACAGCGACCCUAAACAGUUUCAUAGGAGGGCGCUGGGCGAUUGGGAUUUCCUCGAGACUGUCGGGGCCGGGUCGAUGGGGAAAGUGAAACUUGCGAAGCACCACCACACAAACGAGAUAUGCGCGAUCAAGAUUGUGAACAGGGCGACGAAGGCGUUCCUGCACAAGGAGCAAAACCUGCCGCCGCCCAAGAGCGAGCAAGAGAUCCUGCAGAGGCAGAAACGGCUCGAAAAGGAGAUCUCUCGGGACAAACGUACAAUCAGAGAGGCAUCAUUGGGCCAGAUCCUGUACCAUCCGCACAUAUGCAGACUGUUCGAAAUGUGCACCAUGUCGAACCACUUCUACAUGCUCUUCGAGUACGUCUCUGGGGGGCAACUCCUCGACUACAUCAUCCAGCACGGAUCGCUCAGGGAACAUCACGCUAGGAAGUUUGCAAGGGGGAUAGGGUCCGCUUUGCAGUACCUCCACGCGAACAACAUUGUCCACAGAGACCUCAAGAUUGAAAACAUUAUGAUAUCAACCUCUGGUGAGAUUAAAAUCAUAGACUUCGGACUAUCGAACGUAUACGACCCAAGGAAACAAUUACACACAUUUUGCGGGUCGCUCUAUUUUGCAGCUCCGGAAUUGCUAAAGGCAAGGCCGUAUUUGGGGCCAGAAGUAGACGUGUGGUCCUUUGGUGUCGUGUUGUACGUCCUCGUGUGCGGGAAAGUACCCUUCGACGACGAGGUCUCCAGUGUCCUUCACGAAAAGAUCAAACAGGGGAAUGUAGAGUACCCUAACCACCUAUCCAUAGAGGUCCUCUCUUUGCUCUCCAAGAUGCUUGUCGUCGACCCAGAGAGAAGAGCAUCUUUGAAACAGGUCAUAGAACACCCCUGGAUGAACCGCGGGUACGACUACAUAACUCCAUCGUACCUCCCAAAGAGAAUUCCGCUUACACCAGAUAUGCUCGAUCAGGCGGUCAUCAAGGAGAUGUUCCGCCUUGAAUUCAUAGACAACAUCGAAGACACGCGCGGUAUUCUUACCAGAAUCAUCACGGAAGAAAGCUACGUGGAACUGAGCAGACAAUAUUGGGAAAAUGUGGCUAACAUGAAGAGAAGUAACCCAACGGGCGUAUUUUCAAGCUUCGACGACCCAACAAGGGCGUACAGCCCACUGUUGUCGAUAUAUUACCUCAUUUCGGAAAUGCUAGCUAGGAAACUAGCCAAAUUGCAAAGGAGACAGCAGGCACAGGCACAGGCGAUGCAACAGGAAAGUAGGUCGCAGGACUCGACGCAACAGCCAUCGGAGAGAAAGAGUCUACAACAAGCAGUACAGGUUCAACCGGGUGAACUUGCUCCAGAGACAUCACCAAUCGCUGAGAAACAAGCAGCCCCACAACACCAGCAACAACCGAUGCCGUUCAAAUUUGUCAAGGGACUACAGACUCCAACUUCAGAUAAGAGACCGUCUAAUGAUACUCUUAUGGCCACUGGUAACCUUCAAACUACAACUGAAAACACAACUGCAACGCCGUCCAGCCACACGACUCCGGUGCCGUUCUUAAAAUCGCCAGUCAGACAGGGCAACUACGGAGGUCCUGAAAGACCUCUACAAGUAAUGGUCCCACCAAAACUAUCCAUACCAGAACAAGCACAUACUUCGCCGACAAGCAGAAAGUCAUCCGAAACACACCAAACUUUCGACAACGUUCUCUCACCUGUACCAACUGACAUUUCCACUCAACACCAAUUACAACAGGCAAUGUCUCCAAGGGAGUCACAGGACAGUGCUGCAAGCAAAGCGUUUGGUGGAAUCUUCAGAAAACUGUCGCAGAAACAUAACUCUCCGCCAAUCUCAAGCACCAACAGUUACCAAAAAACGGCACCUCAAAUCGCAGAACAGCACACAGUGGGCACUCCAAACUUAUUAAUACAUAACCGUGGGGCGAUCGGCACAAAAUCACACGCACGCACAGUCUCAGAAUACGUGCCAGCUUCGACAAGGAUGGGGUCCUACGGCUCGCCUGUAGAGCCAAGCCCUACAAUCAUGCCGCCCAUGAGAUCUGCGUCGCAGAAACAGGCCAAGAAAACGGAUCUCCCAGCACUGCCCUCAAACGCGGAGGCUCUGCUCCAGCAGCAAAGAGAGAGAGAAAUCGAAAGAGGCGUUGGCAACCUGGAUAUGAAUGAAACUACAAAUGCUACUAAGGCUACGGAUCAACAGGACGAGGGUUUAGACAUCGGCGACACCUCCAUGGAGGAGAACGGGCCAUUGCCACCUCUGAAUGUCAUCAAGGGUCGGAAGUUCCACCCUAGUGCCAGGGCAAAAUCGGUUGGUCAUGCUCGUAGGGAGUCUUUGAAAUUCAUGCGCCCACCGGUGCCUACAGCUACAUCAAAUAACUAUCAAGAAGUCAAUGACUGGGGGUUUCUGGAAAACAGCGACGAUAACAAAUCGGACAAUACCGGUGGGUUGAGCGCAGGGAACACCAACACUUCGGGGAAUGUUGUGCAAACAACUACUUCCAACGGCAGUCUUGUACGUACCAAUUCAGCAGCGUUGCAUAAUGCCAUGGCUGCUAUUCCUGAGUUGACGGACGAGCAAAUUCUGGAUGAGGCUUCGAAGGCUCCAGCAGGGGAAAUGCUCUCGAUUGAUUACCCACGUUCUUUGUUUUUGAAGGGGUUUUUCUCAGUACAAACAACCUCUUCGAAGCCUUUGCCCAUUGUUAGGUACAAAAUUAUUACUACUUUGAGAAGAAUGCAUAUCGAGUUCAAAGAGGUGAAAGGUGGGUUUAUUUGCGUGCAGCGGCAGCCUAAUAUCAAUCUAUCAAAUGUUGAAUCCAUAAGCGAAAAUAAUAGUAACAGAACCUCGUCGUCGCAAUAUUUGAAGGCAGAUAACCAAAGGAGGAAUCUGUCUCGCCAUAGCUCCAUUAGGAGACAACAGUCAUUGAAGCAAGGAUAUCCAGGCAUUCCAAACACGCCCCACUCUUUUGCACAUCACGAGAGAAAUAUAUCUUUACUAGCUUCCCCGCUGAAUGAGAACGCACAUAGUAGCGGGUUGCAAGAUUUGUCUACUGCGUCUAUCGAGGAGUUUACUAGCCCUGAUGAUAUUCUGACGACCUCGAAAGCACAAGAGAUGAACGAAAUUGAUACAAACACUGAGACAGGAGAUGCGUCCCGGGAAAAGACGCCAAUCAAGUUCGAAAUACAUAUCGUCAAAGUCAGAAUCGUUGGAUUGGCAGGUGUUCAUUUCAAGAAAGUGUCAGGGAAUACGUGGCUCUACAAAGAGCUAGCCUCGCACAUAUUGAAAGAACUGAACCUGUGA
Molecule: messenger RNA, 3579 nt
Organism: Huiozyma naganishii CBS 8797
Lineage: Eukaryota; Fungi; Ascomycota; Saccharomycetes; Saccharomycetales; Saccharomycetaceae
Gene: KIN2
Product: serine/threonine protein kinase KIN2
Exons: 1
Coding region: 1-3579 (1192 amino acids)
Biological process (GO): intracellular signal transduction; microtubule cytoskeleton organization; protein phosphorylation
Cellular component (GO): cytoplasm
Molecular function (GO): tau-protein kinase activity; ATP binding; protein serine/threonine kinase activity
Source: RefSeq, a predicted model, not a curated record